This is a messenger RNA of Fusarium keratoplasticum, 2694 nucleotides long. RefSeq lists its product as uncharacterized. Gene Ontology annotation, biological process: protein phosphorylation. The transcript is spliced from 2 exons. NCBI's taxonomy places the organism in Eukaryota, Fungi, Ascomycota, Sordariomycetes, Hypocreales, Nectriaceae. The record is from RefSeq and is a predicted model, not a curated record. Gene Ontology annotation, molecular function: ATP binding; protein serine/threonine kinase activity. Bases 1 to 2694 code for a protein of 897 amino acids.
AUGCAUGGGGUUAACCAAACCACCAGGUCCGCGGCCGCUGACGAGGAUGGCGCCGAUCACAUCGGUUUCGAUACUCCUCGAUCUGGUGUAGCUACUCCUCAACCCGAUCUACAGGACAAACGCUUGCCCGGCAUCAUGAGCUACUUCGGCCAGGUUCGUCAACGCCCUUCUAGUACAACCAGUCACAGUCUGUCUUCGUCCAAGCCCAAUCGUUCUUCCCAGAGCGCUGUCACUCUAGACCGAAAGCAAAGCCAGCCCACUCCACCAACCGACCUGCAGUUGCAGGCGCACACCGAAAGCUCUUCUCGCGAGUGUGCCUCUUUGGCUUCAGAUCGUUUGCUUCUUCAACAUGAGCCUCUCGGUCUCGAGCCAAGAAGCAAGGAGCGGGAUGAGCCCAAACUUUCCAACCCCUACCCAUCCCCACCCACUUCUCAGCCCUCAUCUUCUGGGGGCUCUAUUUCCCAGGAUAUGAUUUUUGCAGCCCCAGAUUCAGGGGCCGACGGCAAAGCCGCUGCCGCUGCAAAGUCUUUAACACAGUCGCAAACCAAGAAAUCUGCAGCAUCCCUCUUCACCACUACCCAUUACCAACCCUCCAAUGACCCAUUGCCCCCUAAGCUCGACUCCAACCACGCAGCACCUCUCAAGGACUCUGAUCCUCCCUCACAUCCUGAAGCACGUUCCACCCCGAGUGCUCGCCCUGCAGCCCCCGGCAAGUGGUACUCUCUUGAUGGACUCAAGGAGCUAACUCGUAUGACGUUCAAGAGCGGCCCCUCAACUCCUACUCGAGCAAUGUCGGCUGCUCGACCGUCCGGUUCCGAUGGCAGGGCCCUCUCCUCCGGGAGGACCAGCCACGAUGGCGCUGAAGUCAGCGGCACUCAGACUCCCAGGAGCUCAGGCGGUACACAGGCGCCGGCUGCCAAGGGAAAGCUGACUAUCAAGAUCAACGAGGCUCGGGGACUUAGAAAGAGCCGAGAUCCUUACGUCGUGGUCGUUUUCCAGCGCAGUGAACUCAUCUCAAGCGGCCCCAGGCACACUGAAGAAGAUGACAACCUCAGUGUCGCCACACCCGGCAUGGGUGGAAUUCCCAUCCAGCGACAGGGCAGCGAUUCUGGCCGCCCAAUGGCUAUCCCCAUGAGAAGCCGCCAGAGCAGCAACACCAGCAUCAGUGACUACAACACUUUCCGGAAUCGGUCGGCCCGGCUUUCCUUCACGAACCCCAAAUGGGAUGCUGAAGCAGAAUUCGAUGUCGUGAGCUCCGAGAUGCUAGUUGACAUUUCGGUAUAUGACCAUGCCGCCUCGGGUGAGGAGUUUCUCGGCCAUGUCGAUUUCCAAGCCAGCAGAGACCCCGAUGCAGUUGUCCAAGGAUGGUUCCAGCUCCAAGGUCAUGCCGAUACAAUGGCAGAGAAUGCACCCACUGGCGAGAUCUACGUCCAGGCCGUCUAUCACAGAGCCGAGAAGAAGCACUUUGGUCCAACCGACUUUGAUAUUCUCAAGUUGAUUGGCAAGGGCACUUUCGGCCAGGUUUAUCAAGUGCGAAAGAAGGAUACGCAACGCAUCUACGCCAUGAAGGUUCUCCAGAAGAAGGUUAUCGUGCAGAAGAAGGAAGUCGCCCACACCGUCGGAGAGCGUAACAUUCUCGUUCGAACAGCCAUGUCUGACUCGCCAUUUAUCGUCGGUCUCAAGUUCUCUUUCCAGACGCCCUCAGAACUUUACCUGGUUACCGACUACAUGUCUGGAGGAGAAUUGUUCUGGCAUCUCCAAAAGGAGGGACGAUUCGACGAGAAGCGGGCUAAAUUCUACAUUGCCGAGUUGAUCUUGGCCAUUCAACACCUCCACAACAACGACAUUGUGUAUCGGGACCUGAAGCCUGAGAACAUCCUCCUGGACGCCAACGGACACAUUGCUCUGUGCGAUUUCGGUCUAUCCAAGGCCAACCUCACCAAGAAUGACACGACCAACACAUUCUGCGGCACAACUGAGUACCUUGCGCCAGAAGUCCUCCUCGACGAGUCUGGCUAUACCAAGAUGGUGGACUUCUGGUCGCUCGGCGUCUUGGUGUUUGAGAUGUGUUGCGGCUGGAGUCCUUUCUACGCCGAAGACACGCAGCAAAUGUAUAAGAAUAUUGCUUUCGGCAAGGUGCGGUUCCCCCGAGACACCCUCUCGCAAGAGGGCCGGAACUUUGUCAAGGGACUAUUGAACCGUAACCCCAAGCACCGACUGGGCGCUACUGACGACGCGGAGGAGUUGAAGAGGCACUCCUUCUUUGGUGACAUUGACUGGACGCUGCUUUCUAAGAAACUCAUCACUCCUCCGUUCAAGCCCAAGUUGAAGUCUGAGACCGACGUGUCGUACUUUGACCCCGAGUUCACGACUGCGCUGGAUCAGAACGGAUCUCUCAACGAGCGUGCGGCGGCACUGGCCAGGGGCUACGCGGCUUCGACUCCCCUCUCUCCCUCGGUGCAAGCCAACUUCCAGGGCUUCACGUUUGUGGACGAAAGCGCGCUGGAUGAUCACAUGCGAGACCGAGCUCGAAUGGACGACGAAGAUAUGGAUGACGCUCACGGGCACCACGAUAACGACGACUGGGACAACCUGGACGACAUCGACCUCAGAAAGGCGAACCGGAUGAGCGGCAUUGUGAAGACUUCUGCUCACGAUGAGCACAUGGUGGGAGGCUCACACUUUGACGUAUAA